AUGCAAUCUGCUGAACAACAAAGACAUAUUUUGAGGAUGCUGGAGAAAUCUUUGGCAAGAGAAAUGGAUCUCGAAAAGAAAAAGACAGAAUUAAGACAAGUUGAAGAAGUGCUAAAUCAAAGGCUGGUCUCCUUAGAACAAGAAGUAUAUUGCAUGGGAGAUGAAACAGAAAAUGUUUGGGAAAGAUUGUUUGAGGUGGAUAAUAUGGCUGUGGUUUCAGUGGGAAUUUCAAAAGAGUUGUUGGGUCAAUUGCAGACACUCCAGCUAAAUUUGAAAACCUUUACUUUGGGUGAAAAGGUCAGAUUGCUUGAUAAAGAGCUUAAAGAAUCUGAGUUUCUGUUGCUGAAUGCAAAGUAUUCUGCAGAUGUGUCCAAUAUGGAGAUUAAUGAAGAGCUGGGCCUUCUUAAGAGUGGUGCUGGUGCCUCUGACAAGGUUGAUUCCCUUGAGAGGCAGUUAAGAGAGUUUGAUCUUCAGCUACAAUGUGCAAUCACAUAUGCCAAAGCUAGUCAAGAGAACCAAAACCUUCUGUAUUCUACAAUAGCUGAGCAGUGA
Messenger RNA from Humulus lupulus (European hop), 552 nucleotides. Its product is annotated as WPP domain-interacting tail-anchored protein 1-like. The transcript is spliced from 3 exons. Bases 1 to 552 code for a protein of 183 amino acids. NCBI's taxonomy places the organism in Eukaryota, Viridiplantae, Streptophyta, Magnoliopsida, Rosales, Cannabaceae. The record is from RefSeq and is a predicted model, not a curated record.